Scophthalmus maximus (turbot) is the source of this 1007-nucleotide messenger RNA. It is a transcript of the gene lamtor2, whose product is annotated as late endosomal/lysosomal adaptor, MAPK and MTOR activator 2. The record is from RefSeq and is a predicted model, not a curated record. Bases 147 to 524 code for a protein of 125 amino acids. Lineage: Eukaryota; Metazoa; Chordata; Actinopteri; Pleuronectiformes; Scophthalmidae. The transcript has 4 exons. Gene Ontology annotation, biological process: positive regulation of TOR signaling; cellular response to amino acid stimulus. Gene Ontology annotation, cellular component: Ragulator complex. Gene Ontology annotation, molecular function: guanyl-nucleotide exchange factor activity; molecular adaptor activity.
UGGGAAGAAAACGUCACAAUCAGCUGACUUGACUGCGUGUGUUGAUGUGUAGUCUCGUGACAGUUUGAAGCGAUUUGUUUAGUCACAAAAUUUAUUACAUAUUAUUUAUUGUUUUUGCUUUAUCACAAGUCAGUCGGUGCGGAGCUAUGUUACGACCGAAGGCGUUGACUCAGGUUCUCAGCCAGGCGAACACGAACGGAGUCCAAAGCACACUCCUCCUGAACAACGAAGGUUCCCUACUGGCGUACUCCGGGUACGGCGACACCGACGCGCGGGUGACGGCCGCCAUCGCGAGCAACAUCUGGGCCGCCUAUGACAAGAACGGCCACCAAGCCUUCAAUGAAGACAAACUCAAAUUCAUACUCAUGGAUUGCAUGGAGGGGAGAGUUGCCAUCACCCGUGUAGCCAACCUUCUGCUGUGCAUGUACGCUAAAGAGACGGUGGGCUUCGGGAUGCUGAAAGCCAAGGCAGAAGCACUGGUGCAGUACCUGGAGGAACCUUUGACCCAAGUGGCUGCGUCAUAAUGAACAUGUUUGCGUCGCUUCUCUUUCUGCCUGGAUGAGAAAGCAUCACUUGAUCAAACAUGGACUACUGUAACAUUCUGUCUGUUCACAGUACGAUGCAUAUAUAUGAGUGAGUGAGUGAGUGAGUGAGUGAGUGAGUGCGUGCGUGCGUGCGUGUUGGGGGUUCUUCAGUGUAUUUAUAAAUAUGGUAUUGAAACUAACAACUUGUUUGAGUUUUUAACCGUUUGUCUUCACUUGUGAGUCCAUUUGUUUAAUGAUCCGCUCCAGAGUUCAUGUCAGCAUGACGUCUGCGUGUACAACUGCUGAAAUGAUUUUACUAUCAGCCGCUCUCACAGCUGAUUCACUCAUUUGCAGUUUUCUCUCUGGCUUUUGCAGAAAAGUGAACAAUUUGAAUCGCAUCACUGGCCUGAAAUGCAUAUUAUGAAGUGUAUGGAGAGUUAUGAGAAUAAGAAUUUCUGUCUCAUUAAAUUGCAAUCAAUGUAA